AUGCCACCAAGGAUACCUCUAAAUCGGGGUCUCCCACCCCCCCAAUUCCUCAUUCCCUGCACAACAGCGCGACAUCUCCUCCAGCAACAGCAAACCACGACCCAGACAUCCCUCGCAUACACCUCGAUCCGCACCAUCAAAUCCACCUUUUCCCCCAAACCCGACCGCUUCGCCCACCAUCCCGCCAAGCCCGCCUUAACCAGCACCUCGUCCGCAGCCCUCGAGCGCAAAGCCCACAGCACCCCGUUACGAACAGGCUUACUCGCUAUAAAAAAGGGCAUGACAUCGCUCUACGACACCACCACGGGCGCCCGCACCGCAGCCACAGUCCUGCAAUUCGACCGCAACCAAGUCGUUGCGCACAAGCGGCGGGACACGCAUGGGUACUGGGCUGUGCAGAUUGGUGCGGGCCAAAAGGAAGCGCGCAAUGUAAGCAGGCCUAUGCUGGGGCAUUUUGCGGGGGCGGGGGUCGCGCCAAAGAGGUGGGUUGCCGAGUUUAAAGUCAAAGGGGAGGAAGGGUUGCAAGUUGGGGUGGGCGAGAGUGUGGGUGCGGGGUGGUUUCGCGAGGGACAGUGGGUGGAUGUUAAGGGAGUAGGGAGGGGGAUGGGGUUUGCUGGUGGUAUGAAACGACAUGGUUUUGGCGGUCAACCCGCCUCGCACGGUCAAUCGCUCAUGCAUCGCGGUAUGGGAUCUGCAGGUGGAUCUCAAGGCUCCGGUUCUCGUGUUUUGCCUGGUAAGCGUAUGCCGGGGAAUAUGGGGAAUGAGAGUGUUACGGUGAAGAAUCUGAGGGUAUUGAGGGUAGAUGAGGCGAAUGGAAUUGUGGUUGUUACUGGUUGCGUACCUGGUCCCAAAAACCAAAUCAUCCGCGUUCAAGAUGCCCUGGGUAAACCCUGGCCGGAAGGUCCAAUGACUACUGCUGAACUUCAGCCUCAGGAGGUUCUCGCCGCGGCGGCUGAUGUUGCUGCUGCUGGUGCCGAGGCGACUGCUACUACUACUACUACCGCUUAA
Bipolaris oryzae ATCC 44560 is the source of this 1008-nucleotide messenger RNA. RefSeq lists its product as uncharacterized. Gene Ontology annotation, biological process: translation. The coding region runs from base 1 to 1008 and encodes 335 amino acids. The record is from RefSeq and is a predicted model, not a curated record. Gene Ontology annotation, molecular function: structural constituent of ribosome. The transcript has 3 exons. Gene Ontology annotation, cellular component: ribosome; mitochondrial large ribosomal subunit. Lineage: Eukaryota; Fungi; Ascomycota; Dothideomycetes; Pleosporales; Pleosporaceae.